AUGCCUGCCCCGCUGCUUCCCCAGCGAAUCCAAAGGCGGUACAACCUCGACAUGCGCAUCAAGCUAUUCAUGGCCUAUGGGAAUACAAAUCUCUCGGAUAAGGCUAUUUCUGCUAGAAGGUAUUCCACGCACAACUUGGCUGACAUGCCUGAGUAA
This is a messenger RNA of Aphanomyces astaci, 156 nucleotides long. RefSeq lists its product as hypothetical. NCBI's taxonomy places the organism in Eukaryota, Oomycota, Saprolegniomycetes, Saprolegniales, Verrucalvaceae. The record is from RefSeq and is a predicted model, not a curated record. Bases 1 to 156 code for a protein of 51 amino acids. The transcript has a single exon.